AUGGGCGCGGGCGCGGGCGCGGCGGGAGGGAACGCGGCGGUCGUCGCGCGUGGGUUGGUCGGCGUCGGCACGCGAGGGACGGCCGGUUCGGUGGUCUCGCCAGCGCGGGAGGAGAGGGGAGGCGGGGAGCCGGGAAGGAAGCAGCUGCUAGCGGCGCCGCGCGCGUACCCGCCUCCCAAGCGGAGGGCAGUCUCCGCGAGGCGACACUUCCCGCCCGGCUGCGGGAGGGGCGCGGCCGCGCCGCUCGCCGGCGCCGACGACUGUUCGAGGUUCGGCGCUGCACGCGGCGACGACGGUGGUUCUGGUGCGCUGGAGAAAGCGGAUGCUCCUCCUCUCGCGGGCAGGAUGGACGGUUUCGUAUUUGAAGCAGUGUCACACAAUGCUGCUGGUUCGAGUGUUCUGGGUAAGGUGUCUGCUGCAGAUGGUGCUGCUCCAAAUGAUGUCAAGUUGAUGAAUAAGUCUGGUGGGAGUUCCUGCAAUGUUGUUGCUGAAUCUUUGGCUGAAGGUUCUUCUAAAGAACAUCUGAGGGGUAAGAGGGUGUCUGAAAUUGCUAGGAUGACCAGGGCAUCUUCUGAUGUUGCAGCAGGAGUGUCUGGCGAAGGUAUUAUGAUGAAAAGUAAGGUCAUGUUUAAGCCUCGAAAAGUCUUCAAGCCUACCAAAGUGAUUCAGGAAUCUGCCCUGGACACUCAGCGUAGACCCUUUUCAAAGGACAAGGAGAAGGAGAUUGAGCUUGGAAGGCAUGUGAUCACAAAUGGGAUUGAGGACACAGAAGAGCUUACUACCGAUCUUGCUGGGCAAGCUCUCAUAUCUUCAGACAAGGGCCAUAUGACACGGGGAAAAGAGGUUGCCACAAUUAGGGGCUCCUUUGGUCCCAGGAAGAAGAUGAAGGAAAUAGAUCCAGCUCAUCUGCCGAUGAAGGUUACCUAUGCAUGCCCAUUGGGUAGCAAUGAGAAACUGGAUGAUAAGGUAGUUUCAUACUUGGAAGAUGAUGACAUAUUGCAGGCACUAGCUGUUCAUGAAGGAACGCUUGAAUUUUGCCUCAAAAGUUCCUCAGGUGUUCCUUCUAUGAGGUGCCAAAAGCAACAUGGAGUCCAGAAUGCAGAUGCUAGGGGCAAAGUGAAGAUGAUGUGCAGGAGAUUUGAGUUUAUAUGCAGGACUCUAGUACAAGCUGUGGAGCAGAACUUGUUGAAGGUUAGGAGAAUUGACCUUGCAGCUGAUAAAGCGAUCAGAAAAUUACCAGGCUUUACCAAACAUGGUCCUAUUGUGGGAAAAGUUCAUGGAGUUGAAGUUGGUGAUGAAUUUCUAUACAGAGUUGAGCUGGCCAUUCUUGGCCUCCACCGUCCAUACCAGGGAGGCAUUGACACCACCAAAGGUAGAAAUGACAUGCUUAUUGCCAUAAGCAUUGUUUCCUCUGGAGGUUAUCCUGGUGAAUUAUCUAGCUCUGGUGAAUUAGUAUACACCGGUUCUGGAGGAAAGCUUGCUGGUAAGAAGGGUAAUGAGAACCAAAAGCUUGAGCGUGGGAACCUUGCGUUGAAGAACUGCAUCCAAACGAAGACUCCUGUCAGGGUGAUUCAUGGCUUUAAAGGUCAGAAUAGAGAGGAAGGCAGUCAUUCGAGGGCCAAAGAGAUCUCAAUAUUCAGAUAUGAUGGGCUGUAUCAUGUGGUGGAUUGCUGGAGAGAAGGUCAACCAGGUUCAAAGGUGUUUAAGUACAAGUUACAAAAGAUUCCUGGGCAACCAGAACUGCCCCGUUGCAACAGAACUGGGAUCAUUUGUUGA
Phragmites australis (common reed) is the source of this 1776-nucleotide messenger RNA. RefSeq lists its product as uncharacterized. The coding region runs from base 1 to 1776 and encodes 591 amino acids. The record is from RefSeq and is a predicted model, not a curated record. The transcript has a single exon. Lineage: Eukaryota; Viridiplantae; Streptophyta; Magnoliopsida; Poales; Poaceae.